AUGUUCUACACUCUGCCUGAAGCCUUUGAUAGCACGCUACCCAACGUCGAGGCGGCAGCUGCGCGAAUUACAAGUCUGCCAGAGGCGAUACAACAGUUGCAAAACAAGACUGAUUGGGAGGCCCCAUGCAUCGGCUUAAUGGCCAUUAAGCGUCUUUUUGAUCAAGCUUCUGCGGCUGCUACUUCGUCUGUAACUGCCUUCAAUAACUGUUCUGCCCAUCAGGGGAAAGUAGAGCAAGCGCAAGAUGGAAAGGAAAGGCAGAAGGGAGAGGCUAUCAAUUCAGAGAGAGAGGACGUCUUUGCUGUUGAUGAUGACGCUGAUGGUUUUGGUCCUGGAUCAGGCUGUAAGAAACCAAAGGCUGCUCAGAAGGUUUAUCACCGCGACGAUAAGGGCUCGCCUGAGAGCAACGGGGGCAAACUUGCCGUUGACGGGGCGUCGCCAUCAUCAGGUCCUAGGCAAUUGGCACCACAGAAGAGUCUGACGGUCCUUCUGGAUGCUGUCGUCCUUCAGCAGCUUAGCCUUAAUCUGGUGGAAUGUGUCACCUGUCUUCGUUCUCAGGUAGCGGUGAUCCGCGGUAGUAUUCUGGUGAGAUCCAUCUACUAA
Molecule: messenger RNA, 603 nt
Organism: Protopolystoma xenopodis
Lineage: Eukaryota; Metazoa; Platyhelminthes; Monogenea; Polystomatidea; Polystomatidae
Source: the annotation of a GenBank genome assembly